Cuculus canorus (common cuckoo) is the source of this 672-nucleotide messenger RNA. It is a transcript of the gene PPP1R14A, whose product is annotated as protein phosphatase 1 regulatory inhibitor subunit 14A. The record is from RefSeq and is a predicted model, not a curated record. Gene Ontology annotation, cellular component: cytoplasm. The coding region runs from base 73 to 483 and encodes 136 amino acids. Gene Ontology annotation, molecular function: protein serine/threonine phosphatase inhibitor activity. Gene Ontology annotation, biological process: regulation of phosphorylation. Lineage: Eukaryota; Metazoa; Chordata; Aves; Cuculiformes; Cuculidae. The transcript is spliced from 4 exons.
UUCUGUUGGCCACGCCCCUCGUGGCCACGCCCCCUCGCCCCUAUCCCCGCCGCCGCCCCGCAGCCCCCCGCGAUGGCCGCGAACCGGUGGUGGCGGCGGCCGGGCCGGGGCGGGGGCUCCCCGGGGUCCCGGCGCUCCCCUCAGUCCCCGGGUCGAAGCCCGGGGCUGCAGCGGCGCCCGGCGAGGGUAACGGUCAAAUACAACCGGAGGGAACUGCAGCGGCGCCUCGAGACCGAGCAGUGGAUCGACCGGAGGCUCGAGGAGCUCUACCGGGGGAGGGAGGAGGAGAUGCCGGACGAGGUGGACAUUGACGCCCUCCUGGAGCUCGAGACGGACACGGAGCGGGCAGAGGCGCUGCAGGCCAUCCUGAAAUCCUGCACCACCAGCAUCGAGGAAUUCAUCCAGGAGCUUCUCCCGCAACUGAAAGGGCUCCCGAAACAACAGGUCCUGCAGCACCCCAAUCCGGAUGAGACCCCCCCAUAACACCCCCUCUGGAAGAAGGGGGGGGGGCUGAAUCAUGGGGACCCCCCCUCGAAUUUGGGGACCCCCCCUGAAAGGCAGGGGAGCCCCCCAAAACCAUCCCCCCCCCCCGCUCCCAUACAGUAUUUAAGCCCUUUCCCCCUUCAAAUUUUGGGGGUCCCCCCUCCAAAAUCCUGUGCCCCCCCCAAUAAA